AUGGAAAGUGUCGUUGUUACUGCUGCUGAGGGUGCUGUGAAAACACUGCUGGGUAAACUGGGCUCUUUUCUUUCGCAAGAGCCCCGACUUCUUGGUGGGGUCAGAGGUGAGUUGCAAUACAUCAAGGAUGAACUUGAGAGCAUGAACGCAUUCCUCCAGAACCUUGCAGCCACAAGCAGCCACAGUGUCCAAGUGAAGAUCUGGAUGAAGCAAGUCAGAGAGAUGGCUUAUGACGCUGAGGACUGCAUUGAUGAGUUCCAACACCACUUUGGUGGCUAUUGUGGUAAUGGUAUUGUAGGGUUUAUAUAUAGGAUGAAGCAUCUUAUGUACACUCUGAAGGUCCGCCAUCGAAUUGUCAUGCAAGUGCAAGAGCUUAAGGUUCGUGCUCGAGAUGUUAGUGACAGGCAAGUUAUUGGUUUUAUACAGGAUGAUCUACUUGUGGGAAUCAACAAUCGGAGGGACAGGGUCCUAACAUAUCUAAGAGUGGACAGUGAUCAAGAACUAAGGGUAAUAUCAAUUUUUGGCUUUGGAGGAUUGGGCAAGACUACCCUUGCCAAGGCAAUAUAUGAUAGUCCACAGCUUAUUCCACCUGCUUCUGAUCAACAUGUCAGCUCAGACAUUGAGGAUGAACAUCUCAAAGCUAUUGAAAAGCUUGCUCCAUCAGAUUUCCCGAAUGAUCUAACAAUCAUCAGGUACUAG
Molecule: messenger RNA, 699 nt
Organism: Oryza sativa Japonica Group (Japanese rice)
Lineage: Eukaryota; Viridiplantae; Streptophyta; Magnoliopsida; Poales; Poaceae
Source: RefSeq, a predicted model, not a curated record